GUUGCCGCUGCCGCCGAGCAGCGCCGCAGCGGCGGCGGGUGGCUCAGUCCUCCCGUCGAUCGGGCGCGCGCUGGCUGGCCUUUGUACGCGCGCGCGCGAGGCCUCUCACCUCCAUAUACCCAUAUACUUACGUAUUUUCGAGAAAAAAAAAUAAUAAUAAUAACAAUAAUAACAAAUAAAAAGUGGCGUGUACAGCGCGUACAGGGUAAAUCGAGUGGCCGAGUGUGAAGUGUGCCGCGGUUGUAUCGUUGUGCGAGUGUAACAGUGGGCGCAAAAUGCGUCGCAUCGGAGAACAAACGGGGACCAGGGCGCACUGACGUCUCUGCGAAAGCUCGUCGCUGCUGAGCACCUGCCGAAGAGAGAGAAAUAGAGAGACAUGACGACUAGGGAGCUUUACGUCAAGGGGGCGCGAGUAUGGGUGCCCCACGCGGAGAAGGUGUGGGAGAGCGCGAUGCUGCUGGAGGACUACAAGCCAGCCUCGAAGUCGCUGCUCUGCAAGACCGAGGACGCGAAGGAGUCGAAGAGCUUGGCGGUGGCCUCGGACGCGGAGUUGCCGCCCCUGCGGAACCCGGACAUCCUCAUCGGCGAGAACAACCUGACCUCCUUGUCCUUUCUGCACGAGCCCGCUGUGCUGUACAACCUGCAGAUUCGAUUUCAGAGGCACUGCAUCUACACCUACUGCGGCAUCGUGCUCGUCGCCUUCAACCCGUACAACGAGCUGCCGAUCUAUGGAAACGAUACCAUCUGGGCGUACCGGGGACAGGCGAUGGGAGACCUCGAGCCCCACAUCUUUGCCGUCGCCGAGGAGGCCUACACCAAGCUCGAGAGGGAGAGCCACGACCAGUCGAUAAUCGUCUCUGGCGAGUCGGGAGCCGGCAAAACCGUCUCAGCCAAGUACGCGAUGCGCUACUUCGCCACAGUCGGCGGUUCGGCCUCGAAGGAGACCCAGGUCGAGAAGAAGGUCCUGGCCUCCUCGCCGAUAAUGGAGGCGAUCGGUAACGCCAAGACGACCCGCAACGACAACAGCUCGCGCUUCGGCAAGUUCAUCGAGAUCCAGUUCAACAAGAGCUACCACAUUAUCGGCGCGAGUAUGCGCACCUACCUGCUCGAGAAGUCUCGGGUCGUCUUCCAGGCGAGCGACGAGCGCAACUACCACAUAUUCUACCAGAUGUGCGCUGCUGCUCGUCGUCUUCCCCAUCUGCAGCUCGACCGGCCGGAAACCUUCCACUACCUCAGCCAGGGCUCGAGUCCCAAGAUCGACGGCGUCGACGACCUUCAGUGCUUCGACGAGACCCUCACGGCCCUCACGACCCUCGGCUUCAGCUCGAAACAGCAGGACGACGUGCUGCGAAUCCUCGCGGCUGUGCUGCAUCUCGGCAACGUCUCGGUCGAGAGCGCCGGCGACGCCGAGGGCAGCAGCUACAUCCCACCCACCGACAGGCACCUGCUCUGCAUGACCGAGCUCCUCGGACUCGACCUCCAGGCCAUGCGCAAGUGGCUGUGUCACAGGAAGAUCGUAUCGAUGCGCGAGGUCAUCCUCAAGCCGAUGAACACCGAGGAGGCGAACGGGGCCAGGGACGCCCUGGCGAAGCACGUCUACGCCGAGCUGUUCAGCUGGAUCGUCGGGCACAUCAACGCGUCGCUGCAGUCCCCGGCGACCAAAGCCCACUGCUUCAUCGGCGUACUCGACAUCUACGGCUUCGAGACCUUCGAGAUCAACUCGUUCGAGCAGUUCUGCAUCAACUACGCCAACGAGAAGCUGCAGCAGCAGUUCAACCAGCACGUCUUCAAGCUCGAGCAGGAGGAGUACCUCAAGGAGGAGAUCGAGUGGACGUUCAUCGAUUUCUACGACAACCAGCCCUGCAUCGAUCUCAUCGAGACCAAGCUUGGAAUCCUCGAUCUGCUCGACGAGGAGUGCAGGAUGCCCAAGGGAUCCGACAGCUCCUGGGCGGAGAAGCUCUACUCCAAGUGCGCCAAGUCCAAGCACUUCGAGAAGCCGCGAUUCGGCACCUCGGCUUUUCUCAUCCACCACUUUGCCGACCUCGUCCAGUACGAGACGGUCGGCUUCCUCGAGAAGAACAGGGACACCGUCAUAGAGGAGCAGAUCGACGUCCUGCGGAACAGCCAAAACGGUCUGCUGAAGAAACUCUUCUCCGACGAAGAUCCGAAGCUGUCCGUCCCCAGUAACACCAGGGUCAAGGUAUCCGCCCACAAGCAGUCGACAGCUGCACCGGCACCCACGAAGAACAAGAAGACGGUCGGCUCGCAGUUCCGGGACUCGCUCAACAUGCUCAUGUCGACGCUCAACGCGACGACUCCGCACUACGUGCGCUGCAUCAAGCCCAACGACACCAAGGAGUCCUUCGAGUACAAUCCUGUGAGAGCGGUUCAACAGCUCCGAGCUUGUGGUGUUCUCGAGACCAUCCGCAUAUCGGCCGCAGGUUUUCCCAGUCAGAGGACCUACGCCGACUUCUUCCAGCGCUACAGGUGCCUCUGCAAAUUCAACCAGAUUCGCAGGGACGACCUGAGGGAGACGUGUCGCAGGAUCCUCGCUACCUACAUCAAGGACGAGGACAAGUUCAAAUUCGGCAAGACCAAGGUGCUCUUCCGCGCCGGACAAGUGGCCUACCUGGAGAAGCUUCGCGCUGACAAGCAGCGCGACGCCUGUCUGAUGAUCCAGAAAACGGCCCGGGGCUUCAUCGUCUCGUCGCGGUAUCGCAAAAUCCGACGAGCUGUCAUGGGUCUGCAGCGACACGCUCGCGGUUUCCUCGCGAGAAAACGAGCUCAAGCGAUUCGCGAACGGCGAGCUGCCACUAAGAUUCAGGCCUGGGCGAGAGGAUGGAUGAAGAGGAGGCAGUACCUGAAGAUCAAGAAGGCUGUGUUGGGACUGCAGACUCGAGCAAGGGGUAUGCUCGCCAGGAAAAGAUUCCAGAACAUGCAGGACAUCGCUGCGGCUACCAAGAUCCAGAGGUACGUUCGUGGAUACCUGGUGCGAAGAGCUUGCAAGCGCAAGAUCCGCAACAUCGUCAUCGUGCAGUCUUGCAUCCGCAAGUACCUGGCGAAGAAGGAGUUCAGGAGGUUGAAGGCCGAGAUGCGAAGCGUCGAGCACGUCAAGUCACUGAACAAGGGCCUCGAGAUGAAGAUCAUCAACCUCCAACACAAGAUCGACGAAUUAGCCAAAGAGAAUCAGCAUUACAAGGCGGUACAGCUGGAGCUGGGGGAGAUGAAGACGAAACUCGAGGGCUCGAAGGCUAUCGAGAUGGAGAACAAGAAACUACAUGGACUGCUCCUGGAAAAGGAGAAGGAACUCAAGGCCCUGCAGAAGGUCAUCGAGGACGAGAAGAACGAGAAGAUCAAAUUGCAACAGGCAAAGGAAAAGAAGAUGCUCGCAAAGGAGGAAGAGAACCGUCGUCUUAAAGAGGAGAACGAAAAGCUCCGCGGCGAACUGGCAAUGUCCCAGGAAAAGAUGCGAACAACGGAACGCGGUGCCGAGGAACAUCUCAAGUCACGCCUGGAGCGCGAGAAGGACUUGCUGCUAAUGGACCAAGACCAAGACCGCGGUGCCUACCAGCGUUUGCUCAAGGAGUACCACGAGCUCGAACAGCGGGCAGAGAUGCUUGAGCAAAAGCUCGCUCUUCACGCGCCGGGACACUCCAGAUCGCUCAGCAACGCCUCGAGUGGCAGCGCCGGCCAGGCACCCGACAAGGAGCUUGCGCACGACGAUCAGAAUAUCGAUUUCGGUUACGGUUCCGUGCGCUCGACAGCCUCCUCGAGUACACCGUACUCGCGUGUCGAGACGAUCGACUGGAACCAGCAGCAGCACCAGCAGCAGGAUAGUUCGUCAGACGUCACCAACGGACCGACGCAUUCACCCGUGGACGUUGGUCUCGUGCUGAAGCUACAGCAAAAGCUCAAGGAUGUCGAGCAGGAGAACGGAAGGCUCGUUCGAAUGGUCGAGGACCUUGAACGCACUGAAAGCCCGGAGGACUCGACCAGGACGCAGGAUACAUUCCGGCUGCAGGAAUUAGAAAUGGAAAAUUCGCAACUGAAGAAAGACCUGGGUACGCUGAGGAAGAGUGUGGCGUCGGCCGAUUCGACAACUGCUCCGAAGACUCUUAUCGAUCAAUUCGAAGCGCUGCAAGAAGAACUGGAGCGUCGACGAGAAGAAUGUAUUCAGCUGCACAGUGUCCUGGCGGAUCACACGCGCCGCAUGAAGGCAACGCUUGGCUCGAGUUACGGCCCCGACGUCGACCUCGUCAACGAGGACGGCGAGCUUGUGCUUGCCUUUGAAGCCCAAAAGAAGAUCAACAGUAGACUUAAGAGACUGAAAUCAAACAGGGUCUCGAAGGAGCAACUCGAGGACGAGCUUCAAGCAAAGGAAAAGGACUGGAAGGCCCAGAAGGAAGAGUGGCGAGCGGAGAUCGACAGGCUACAAGAGGAAGUCCAGCGACAACAGAAGCUGCUGUCAGUCAAUCUAAGCAAAUCGCCGCAGACCCAGACAGAAGCUUACAUGCAGCACGAGAUAACCAGACUAACGUCGGAAAACUUAGAUCUUCAAGAGAAGUACGACAAAAUGGCAGAGGAGUGUAGAAAGCUGAAGAAACAGAUCAAAGUACUUCAGAAACGUCUCAAAGAUGCAGGCUUCGAAGAAAUUAUAAAAGGACCGGAAGCUAUCCCGGAUUAUCGGCCGCGUCCGAGUAAACGCAGUGGUGUACCAGAAAGCACGGAUUCGAGCAACGACUGUGGUGUGGUGUCAACGACAACUCACUCAUCAAACGAAGGUACAAACGCCAUAAUGCCAGCUAUCCGCAAAAAGGAGCGCGACUACGAGGGCAUGUUCGAGUUCCGAAAGGAAGAGAUCAACAUCAUCAUGCGACACCUUGUUAUUGAACUGAAUCCCCGGGUGGCGAUAACACUGCUACCCGGUCUGCCGGCCUAUAUCCUGUUCAUGUGCAUCCGACAUACCGACUGCAUCAACGACGAUGACAAGGUGCGCUCGCUCUUGACGAGUUAUUUGAACACGGUCAAGCGCGUGAUCAAGCGCAAGGACGAUUUCGAGUCAAGUGUUCUGUGGCUCAGUAAUACCCUGAGGCUACUGCAUAAUAUGAAGCAGUAUUCCGGUGAUAAACCCUUCCAAUUAGAAAAUACGCCCCGACAAAACGAGCAGUGCUUGCGCAAUUUCGACCUGAGCGAGUACCGAGUCGUCCUGAGCAACGUGGCUCUCUGGAUCUUCAACAACAUCAUCACUCAGCUGAAGGAACGAGUCCAGCCCAUGACAGUACCAGCUCUCCUCGAGCACGAAGCCAUCACCGGGCUAAAUGGUCACUCGAGCCGACCGAGGUCAUGCUCCGUCGGCCAAGAGCCCGAUUUUACCCAGCAAAAGCUCAACAAUUUGCUCGAAGAGCUUACGACGGUGCACAAACAGCUGCAAUACCAUGGUGUCGACCCCGAGAUUGUCGUGCAGAUCUUUAAGCAGCUUUUCUACUUCAUGUGCGCGAGCGCACUGAACAACCUACUGCUGAGGAACGAGCUCUGCCACUGGACCAAGGGCAUGCAAAUCAGGUACAAUCUGAGCCACCUAGAACAGUGGGCGAGGGACCAGCGACUGGUAUCUGCGACCGAGGCUCUGCAGCCGAUAGUACAGGCGGCUCAGUUGCUACAGGCCCGAAAGCUAGACGAGGACGUCGACUCAGUCUGCGAGAUGUGCAACAAGCUCAGCGCAAAUCAGAUCGUCAAGAUACUGAAUCUCUACACGCCAGCCGACGAGUUCGAGACUCGAGUCCCCGUCUCCUUCAUACGAAAGGUGCAGAUCAAGCUACAGGAACGUGGCGAAAAUCACGAGCAGCUUCUCAUGGAUCUGAAGUACUCGUAUCCCAUCAGGUUCCCCUUCAACCCGUCGAACAUUCGACUAGAGGAUAUUGAAGUGCCGGAAGUACUUAACUUGCCGAUGCUCAAAAAGGUCUAAAAAGUCAACGCCUCCGUUGCUUUUUUUUCCUUUUCCCUACAGGCCAAUGCAUCUCAUAAAUAUGAUUUUUAGUUGCCAAGUGAUAUUCCGGGGAUAUUAGUGGAUAAACACAUAAGGAUGGUUGAAUUUGCGUAGCAUGUGUGUGUCACGAGCAACAGAGAAAGUGAAAUAACGAGAAUCAAACUUAACUACAGCUUAUUUCGCAAAACAGUAUUACUAAUACUGAAAAAACUCGCUACACAUGAUUUCGAGUCUGCUUCACUUCACUUUCUCCAGUCGUAAAUUUGUGUAACAGUACAUGUAUUACCGAUUCUCGUAAGAACAAGCCUCCACUGUAUUGUUAUAGCUUACAUAUUAUUAUUAUUAUCGUAGUUAGAGAAGAAAAUAAAGUAGAGCAAAAUAGAGGAAAAGUAGCUUAACCGCGCGGCUGAUCCAAAAUCACAUUUUAUAUGUUUUUUUACGUGAAAGUAAUUUGUAUUUUACGAUGCAUAAUGAGUUUCAAAGUGCAGUUGCUUAGAAAAAACGAAAAAUAGACAGAAAAUAACUUAAUGCCAUAGUUAACAUAGCGGAAGCUGCUUUUCAUCCUAGAUAGAGUACAAUUCAAAAAUUUGAACAUGAAAGAAGAUCACCCAUAUGCACAUAUGAUCAGAAAGAAUGAUAUCGUGGAUUAAUCAUGUUGAAAUUAGAUCCUAAUCUCGUAUUUCUUUUGAAAAACAGACGGAACAAUUUGUGCCCUACGAGGUCUCGCAAAUUAAAGAAACCGCGAAAGGCUACAAAAGUAAUUUUUUUUAUUGACUAUGUGGUGUCAUAGUUUUAGAGUUCAGUCAUUGGAACUCGAUAUUUAGAGCGGAAUAUUUUUCAGGAUUUCAAAAAUUCGAUUGAAGAAUUGGAUAAUAACUUUAUGUGUAAUAAAAUAACAUGUAUAAGAGCCACAUAUUAUUUUUUUAUGAUAAUUUGAACGCGAUUGUAGCAGCAGAGAAACAAAGCCUAUAGAAAAAGUCCAUAGUAAAGAUUUACGCAUAUUGCAUCUUAAAUCGAACUAUCAAGAAUGCUAAAAGAAAUUCCGAAAUUAAAUUUAAAGUUCCUCUAGCAAAUAUUGUAAACAUGUAAAAGCUGAAUAUAUCUAUAUACACUGUGAAGAGUUAUAAAAAAUAUAUUCAAGUUAUAAACCUGUUGUCGAUUAAAGAAACAUUUAUGAAGAGAAUUGUUGAAAGUCAUCGAAAGUAGCCUUAAAUUAAAAUGUUUUCUUUGAAAAAGAAACAGUUAUGUAUAGACAACUGAGUUGUUAAAAAUUGUAUAUAUAAAUUAAAUUUUUGAUUAUCUUGGAAUUGGGUAUUCACUCUGCGUUAUAAUAUAAUUGUGAUAAGUUGAUUAUAGUUUAAUUCUUAUUUAAUCAGAGUUUAAAUUAUAAAAAAAAUAUAUACUUUUAAGAAUGAUCGGGUCUGCUUGAAUCGUAAAUGAAAAUCGUCAUGAUAUACUUCUUCCAUUCGCACACAAACGAACUAACGAAUACGUUUCUUCGGUCCAAUUUAGGCCUUUACAAACCUUUAAUUAUGGAACAUAUACUUGUACAGAUGAUUUUUCACUGUAUUGUAAAGUGAAGUACCAAAAUGUAGCUUAGUGAUGAUUGUAUAAAAAAAUAUAAAGAAGAAAAUGACGAGUAUACAAAAUUAGAAGAGAAAUAAAAGAAGUAGCAAGUAUUAGAAUUAUAUACCAUUGCGUAAAAUAAAAAAAGGAGAAAACUGUUCUGUAUCUUAUUUGUUUUGUUAAUAAUGAAACACAUUAUGAUUUCGCGAUACUCCAAAAAAUCGCAGAGAAUGGGAUUGUGUCUGAAGACACGAAUGCUCCAUGUUCGAAUUAAAAAACAAUUAAUUAACAAGUCUUUUAAUGCAAAUAUGUAACAUUUACGUUUUCAAACCCUUUCGGGGUGAGAUUCUAAAGAAUGUAAUUAUGAGUGUACAUACGAAAGGAAAAAUCAGAGAAAGGAUAUAUUUGUGCUGGCAUUGAUGUAUAUUUUGUGAUACGACUGGCAUAUGUACAAGGAAGAAUCAUAAAAUUGUUAAGAGAAAGACAAGUGAAGAGCGGAAAGAUAUCUAUACAAAUAUGCAUUGUUAACAAUUUUUCGUUAAAUUGAAAGAGAAUGCAAGCGUAAAAAGUUCGCGCGUCGUAUUUUUUCAGUGCCAUUUAACAAUUCCGUAUAAAUAUUAUUGUAGAAAAAACACUUGUGUCUAUCUGACGAAAUUUUUCUUUUUUAUACGUUACCGUGUGCCGUUUAUAAUUAGUGAAACGGAUGAUCAGCGAUCGACCGAAACGAAAAUGUGCCCAUGUUAAACUGUACAGUCUCCCGAAAACAAAGAGAAUAUUGCGAUAAGAACUACGAAAAAAAUGAUGUUUUGCUCUAGCCAGAUGUAAUAUUGUUAUCAGCAAAGCUAUAUGAAUAUAUCUUUUAUUGUGACAUCUUCGAUUUCCACAAAUCGAUAUGACAAAUUGGUUUUGUUCCUAAAAAAUAUAAUGUACAUUAUACCGUUAUAUAUUGGCUCGAUUUUACGAAUACCUGUUUUUUCCUUAUUUUAUUCAAAUAAUUUUUAUUUUUUAGUAUAUAAUUCUGAGCAUAAUGCAUCUGUGCGAUCGUUCUUACUUGAUGUAUCGUUGAUCGCAAUAUUAAUUUGCCUUGGUAAGACCUCUCAUAAGAGCAAUGUAUUUCACCCUAAUUAUUUAUGUUCCAAUUUUCGCCACCUCAUUAUUGAUUUACACGUAAGUGCUUGGCGCUAGUGUUUCCUUACCAAGGCGAAUUUUUGUACUUUGUAUGGCACUGCCGUGACUGCGAGAAAGGUGGCUUCUUACGUACUAAUUGUAGCUGAGACUUCUCGAGAAGUUUAGUGAAGUUUGUAAAGUCAUACGUAAAGUUAUAUACAUUCCAAGUCAACCUGUGGAGGGACAUUUUAAAUAUAGUUCAAAUUUUUGUUUACUUCAAUUUAUCUUUAAAAGAACAUAAAAACAAUUUUAAAUCAUAAGGUGCUUUUGGUGCACAGAUAUCCUAUAUAAAAAAUUAAAAUUGAAAUUGAAAUUGAAAUUUUUAACAAAUUUUGCUUAAAUUUUCAACUUUCAGUUCAGUAAAAUAAGAUUUGUAUUCGAGUUUCGGUGGAAAUGACAACAUUUUUGUUAUUAAGUAAGUAAAAGAUGAUUCUGAAAUUUGCCACUUCCUAGGUCAACGGGUUGUACGCGUUUAUUAAAUGAUUUUUGCAAUAAAACUUAAAAGCAUUGUAAAAUUUGUAGGAUGGCAAAUUUUAACAAUGAAGUCACACCUUUCUGAGUAGGCUAUUUCUUUUUAUUAUUAUCUAAAUGCAGAUUUAUAGAAUCGUAAGUACGGAAAAGGAGCUUCAGCUUUAAAAAAAUUGUUGGAAAUGGUUGCUAAAAUGUUGUAAAAUGUUGUCUACUCUUGGAAUAGAAAAGAUUUUCCAAAGUCAA
Molecule: messenger RNA, 9433 nt
Organism: Nasonia vitripennis (jewel wasp)
Lineage: Eukaryota; Metazoa; Arthropoda; Insecta; Hymenoptera; Pteromalidae
Gene: didum
Product: unconventional myosin-Va
Exons: 20
Coding region: 377-5965 (1862 amino acids)
Biological process (GO): actin filament organization; vesicle transport along actin filament
Cellular component (GO): myosin complex; actin cytoskeleton; vesicle
Molecular function (GO): ATP binding; microfilament motor activity; actin filament binding
Source: RefSeq, a predicted model, not a curated record